CUGUGCCGCCCUUGAAAAUGAUCCCUAGUGCAAACGCAUGCAGGUCAACCUGGCUGCAGAUCAUGGGAUCUCUGAGAACGCGUACGCAACAGUGUCUCCUACCGCAACAAGAUCAUCAUCGUCAAGGAUAAUGCUUGUGAAGAAAACCUUCACCGGAAUACGACGUGCUCUUACGAUUCAAAGCAGAUUUUACCAUCCAAUCGGCAUUGUCGGAGCACCGUUUGCAAGAGGACAGCGAAAGGAUGGGGUGGAGAAGGGUCCGGACUACAUACGGAGAGCACGACUGGUGGCGAAACUUGGAGCGCAAGGCCAUCAAGUGAAGGAUUAUGGCGACUUGAAAUUUGAGGAUGUUCCCAAUGAUGAGCCCUUAGGGAGAGUCAAGAUGCCCAAAACAGUGGGGAGUGCUAACAAACAGCUUGCAGAUGCUGUGAAAACAGUGAAGAAGAAUGGCCAGACUUGUGUGGUGCUCGGAGGAGAUCAUAGUUUGGCAAUAGGAUCAAUAUAUGGACAUGCAGCUGCCCGGCCAGACUUGUGUGUAGUCUGGGUUGACGCCCAUGCAGACAUUAACACGCCUCUGACGAGCCCCACGGGCAAUUUUCACGGCCAGCCUGUGUCCUACCUCCUCAGGGAACUGCACUCAAAGAUCCCAGUUAUUCCCGGAUUCUCCUGGAUAAAGCCCUGCUUAUCAGCACAAGAUAUUGUCUACAUUGGCCUGAGAGAUUUGGACCCAGGAGAACACUACAUCAUCAAGCACCUGGGAAUCAAGGCUUUCUCCAUGACAGAGGUGGACCGCCUGGGAAUAGGCAGAGUGAUGGAGGAAGCAUGUGACCACCUCCUUUCCAAGGGGAAGAGGCCAAUUCACCUGAGUUAUGACAUCGAUGCGAUAGAUCCCUCCGUGUCUCCUGCCACUGGCACACCUGUGAAAGGAGGGCUCACCUACAGGGAGAGCGUCUACGUGGCUGAGGAAAUCUGUAGAACUGGUCUGCUGUCUGCGCUGGAUGUCGUAGAAGUCAAUCCUGACAGGGGAAAGACGGAGGAAGAAGUGAGCUCCACUGUGAGUGCGGCGGUGGAUGUGGUGUUAAGUUGUUUUGGACAGUUAAGAGAAGGCUUCCACCCCAGCAACUACCAGCUUCCUGAGCCCUGACGUCUCGCCUAGGAGAGGUUCCACGGUGGAACACUGUGUUUUCUCUUUUUUUAUCCUGCUGAUUUAUAGACUUUUUUAAUGAUACACUGUCAGCUACUAAUUGAGAAGCUAAAGGAAGAUGGGGAAAGUUAUCCUAAAAAGACAUUUUUUCACAACUCAUCGUCUCUAAAAUCCACUUCAGGGCACAACCCUUAAAUAGUCUACAGAGCGAGGCAAUCGAUUUUUUGACAUUUUUCACUACCAUACUAAUAACAUCAGGAGUCAGAUUGUGCCUUGUGAUUCUCCUCUGGGGCACAGUUUAUGUAUUUACAUGUUUGAAGAGUUACAGUCUCUUUUCAUUCAUAUCUGCAAUGACCACUAAAAUGAAAAGCUGUUAUAUGCCCCUUGAAUCCUGCAAAUUGUUUUGCUCUGCUUAAAUUUUGCUAUUCUCUGUCUCUCAUUCCCUCUGUCCUUAAAAUUUCAGCUCUUGUCCAUCUGGUUUAAAAGCAGAACUUACACUCACACCUGCUCAGCAGCUAUUGGCUGAUAUCUAACCUAACAUUUUUGGCAAAGGUUCCAAAACAGACGUAGCUGUUUAGUUACGGGAUAAUUAAUUUGCAAAUAAACUUUGUGAAACUCUGGGUUCAGACUGAUGUGUACAGUAGUUCUGAAACAGCUCUUGUCAGGGUCACAGCUGAUGUAAAACAUAUUUAAUAAUAAUUAUGGACUCUGAAGUAUCCCAUUCUUGGGCUGCUGGAGCUUUGCUGUUUUUCAUACUGUAGUUAGUACCAGUUUGCUGAACAGAUUUGAGUGAGCUGCAGGUAUUACUGGGACUUCUUUUAAAUGUGGUUUAAAUCUGAUCUACUGAUAAAAGGUCCUCCUUAAUGAAACUGGUCUCAUGUGGGGUCCUACAGGCCUCUGUUUUCAGUCCCAUUCUUUAAGUGUCUUUAUGUGUUACAUUUUAUGUGAUAUAAAUUAUUUGAACAUGUUCUUCAUUUGUAAUAUGUUCAGAUCGCUGCUAGGAUCUUGAGUUAAACUAGGGGUCUCAAACAUAUUUCCUCGAGGGCCUAAUGUCUUCUAGCUUUUGUCAGUUACAUAGUCAGUUUAAUUAAUAAAUUAACGACAUGACUGUUAUAUUUUCACUGGUUCCAAAGUGUUUUUACAGAUAACUGUGCUCUUCAUCAAUUGGUUUGAGUUAUCUACUGUAAAAGUAGAAACAUCCUAUAUAUGUAAAAACGUAAGGAAAUACUUGGGGUUAACUAACAACGCAGAUUGAAAUAAAAACCAGAAGACACGAAGCCAUCUAGGAAUUUGAAAGUCCUGCCUUGAACUACAGUAUACAAUUGUAUUUAGUGCUGUUAAAUUUACUCUAUAAAAUAUCGAUUUUAUGUGAUCCUGAUCUUUUGGCUUUGUUUGUAAAGAUGAUGUUACAAUGAAAGGUGCUAUGUAAAUUAAAGACUUCUGUAAAUUUGAA
Molecule: messenger RNA, 2597 nt
Organism: Lepisosteus oculatus (spotted gar)
Lineage: Eukaryota; Metazoa; Chordata; Actinopteri; Semionotiformes; Lepisosteidae
Gene: arg1
Product: arginase 1
Cellular component (GO): nucleus; cytosol; cytoplasm
Molecular function (GO): manganese ion binding; arginase activity
Source: RefSeq, a predicted model, not a curated record